ACCAUUCAAAUCCUCUUCUCUUCCUAACAUCUCCAUACAACACACACAAAAUGGUACCUCAAAUUUGUGCAAUGCUUCAUAAAAUUAAGCAUUAUUUGGCUAUGAUUUCCUUGCAAUUCGGGUAUGCCGGGAUGUACGUCAUCACCAUGCUCUGCCUUAAAAAGGGCAUGAACCAUUACGUUCUCGCCGUGUAUCGACACCUUGUUGCCACCAUCGUCAUUUCCCCCUUCGCUUUCGUUCUCGAGAGGAAAAUAAGGCCGAAGAUGACAUUUCCCAUUCUUGCUCGAAUACUACUCCUCGGCUUCCUCGAGCCUGUGUUGGAUCAAAAUCUUUACUACGUGGGGUUAAAACUUACCUCAGCAACAUUCACUUCUGCUACGGUUAAUAUUCUCCCCGCUGUAACCUUCAUUAUGGCUCUCGUUUUCAGGCUGGAAACAGUGAAUUUCAAGAAAAUUCGCAGCAUCGCAAAGGUGGCCGGAACAAUGGUGACGAUCGGCGGAGCCAUGGUGAUGACUCUAUACAAAGGACCGGUGGUCGAGAUCUUCCACGCCCAUGGCCACCACGCCGCCCAACAAACCAGCAGCGAGUCCGCCGACCAACACUGGGUCCUCGGCACCCUCAUGCUCCUCGGCAGCAUCGUCGGCUGGUCCGGCUUCUUCAUCUUGCAAUCGUUCACCUUGAAGAAGUACCCGGCCGAGCUGUCGCUUACCGCCUUGAUAUGCAUCUCCGGCACGGUGGAGGGCUCCAUUGUCACGCUCAUUAUGGAGCGUGAUUUUAGCGUGUGGGUCAUCGGCUGGGACUCCCGUCUUCUUGCCGCAGUUUAUACGGGUGUGAUAUGCUCUGGGCUUGCUUAUUAUAUUCAAGGCGUGGUAAUUCGGCAACGUGGCCCAGUUUUUGUUACCUCUUUUACCCCUCUCUGCAUGAUUAUUACUGCCUUCCUUGGCUUCGUUAUUCUGGCAGAGCAAAUUCACCUUGGAAGCAUAAUCGGAGCCUUUUUCAUAGUGAUGGGGCUUUACUUAGUGGUGUGGGGCAAAGCCAAGGACCAUCUCAACAAAUUAACCAGUCAAAAGGGCGGCGCCGCCACGGAGUUGCCACUCACCGCCGAGCCGGAAACCGCCGAGGCCGCCACCAACGAGCGUUUCUCUUCCAAAGCUCCACCGGCGUGAUGGUUGUGAGAGCCGUUGAAUCAUUUAUAAACCUUUUUUGGGGUUUCGUUUUAACUUUAAUUUUCUCAUGAUCACCAUCUAUCUUCACAAUAUAUAUAUAUAUAUAUAAAUGUAUAAAUGUUGGUGUGUUUAAUUAUACAAAAUAUACGUGAUUUCGCUUAUGUUCGUAGAUAUUACGCUUUCAAGCUCAUUAUGACGAUGCUACAAAAAAAAAAAAAAAAAAUCAUGUAAUU
Messenger RNA from Cucurbita moschata (crookneck pumpkin), 1399 nucleotides. RefSeq names its product WAT1-related protein At4g08300-like. Gene Ontology annotation, molecular function: transmembrane transporter activity. Gene Ontology annotation, cellular component: plasma membrane. Bases 51 to 1166 code for a protein of 371 amino acids. The transcript has 7 exons. Lineage: Eukaryota; Viridiplantae; Streptophyta; Magnoliopsida; Cucurbitales; Cucurbitaceae. The record is from RefSeq and is a predicted model, not a curated record.